Synchiropus splendidus (mandarinfish) is the source of this 965-nucleotide messenger RNA. It is a transcript of the gene yipf6, whose product is annotated as Yip1 domain family, member 6. Lineage: Eukaryota; Metazoa; Chordata; Actinopteri; Syngnathiformes; Callionymidae. Gene Ontology annotation, cellular component: membrane; trans-Golgi network. The record is from RefSeq and is a predicted model, not a curated record. Gene Ontology annotation, biological process: endoplasmic reticulum to Golgi vesicle-mediated transport. The transcript is spliced from 2 exons. Bases 153 to 827 code for a protein of 224 amino acids.
AGCUCGCUUAUUAUGGCAAAAGGCGAAUGUGAAGAAGUAGGAAGUAAACAAUCCAGUGACGUGGAUCAGAGACUAACCGGAUCCGCCAGGACUUGGACCGGUCGUCCUGAUACAUUGAACUGAAUUAGGGUCGUGUAAUUCUGAACAACAACAUGACAGAGGUCGCUAGACCGUUCGCUGGGCUUUCGGAAGUGUCAAUCCCCGAUGACACGCCAGUGGAGGGAGAAAUGUCGACACCCGCCGGGAGCUCCGGGAGGGACGACGAGCUCUCCACUCUGGACGAGCCUGUCAAAGACACGGUGUUGCGGGAUUUGCGUGCGGUGGGGAACAAGUUCGUCCAUGUCCUGUACCCGAAGAAGAGCUCCAGCUUGCUGCGGGACUGGGACCUGUGGGGGCCGCUGCUUCUGUGUGUGACUCUGGGCCUGCUACUUCACGGGGGAUCGUCCGACCAGGACCAGGGGGGACCGCAGUUCACCGAGGUCUUUGUGCUGAUCUGGUUCGGGUCAGUUGUCAUCACUUUGAACUCCAAGCUUCUGGGUGGGACUCUGUCAUUCUUCCAGAGCCUCUGUGUUCUGGGCUACUGCGUCCUUCCUCUGACGGUUGCUUUGGCCGUCUGCCGCCUUGUCUUGCUGGGAGGUUCUGGACCGGUCAGCUUCGGCAUUCGUCUGGCAGUGGUCACAGCCUCGUUCGGCUGGUCCACCUUCGCCUCCACUGCUUUCCUCACUGACAGUCAGCCCCCAAACCGCAAAGCUCUGGUGGUCUACCCGAUCUUCCUGUUUUACUUUGUUAUUGGCUGGGUGGUUCUGACCUUCUCCCCCUCAGGCUAGAACCCAGUAGAACCCCCAAGUACUGGGCCCAUUUCACCCCCCUUAUGUUCUGACCAAGUAUGUGUUUUGUUCUACUGUAAUAUUUAAAGGAAAGUUGACUUUUGACAAGUGUAUUUUAAUUAAAAAAAACUUACAGUA